Messenger RNA from Prorocentrum cordatum, 819 nucleotides. The record is from the annotation of a GenBank genome assembly. NCBI's taxonomy places the organism in Eukaryota, Dinophyceae, Prorocentrales, Prorocentraceae.
GCCGGCGCUGCGCGUGCGCGACGUGCAGGCGGAGGCGCCCAAGCGCGAGGUGCGCUCGCUCGUUGCCGCCUACGAGCGCCGCAGCGGCAGCGCGGCCCCGCCGCAUCCGGCCGGCCGGCUGGCCACCCAGCCCGCGGAGGCCUCGCCGGUGCGGCAGCAGCAGCAGCGGAUGCCGCCGCACUCGCGGCCGGGGCAGGCUAUGGGCAGCUGCCUCCGCACAGCGUCCCGCGAGGCGCCCCCGCAGCGCCGCCCGCCGCCCCCGGGCGAGGCCGCGGCGGACAGCGAGCGGACCCCGCGGGCACACGGCGGCGAGGAGCAGUUGGGCGCUGUUAAUUUUGGCAUGUCGCCGAUGCACAAGGUGCCGCAGCGAUCGCACAUGUCGCGCACAGCUUCGCCGGCGCGGGCCAUCAACUCGUCGCCGUCGCCGGGCAAGGCGCCCCUCUCCGUGCAGGACCGCAUCCACUUCUUCCAGGCGGGCAGGCCGACGCACUUCUGACGAGGACAAAAUAGGCGGCGCUGACACGACAGAUUUUGCACGUCGGAAGUGUGUUACCUUCGAUACCAGGAUGUUCCUGAGGUGACCGUUCAGUCAUUCCGGCCAGGCACCCUGGCCGUGCGCUGCUGGCAUAUAUCCCGGCCACACCCUUACAGAGAAUAUGGCGACCAGCUUUAGGAGGCAUACCUCCCGGCUGCCCGCGCAGAGAACUAGGCCUGGAGUUCCUGUCGGACGCGGUUCGCGGCAGCCGCGCCACGAGCAUAUCCAUAUGUUUAUAUAUAUAUAUAUUGCCACAUAUGCGAGUACCCGCCAGCUACACGGAC